AUGCCCUCUGCAUCUCCCGUGGGGCCCUCGGCCGGGCCAGCCCCCAAUGCCACGGUGGCGGUGGCAGCGUGGGCCAACGUCAGCAUGCAGGAGAGGCCGCUGUUCCACCUGGUUGCCCAGCUGGACGAGAAGCUGCACGCUGCCUUCCCGGGCCUGUGGCUGGCGCUGAUCGCCGUGCACGGCGUCAUCUUCCUGGCGGGGCUGGUGCUCAACGGGCUGGCGCUGUACGUCUUCUGCUGCCGGACCCGGGCCAAGACGCCGUCGGUCAUCUACACCAUCAACCUGGUGGUGACCGACCUGCUCGUGGGCCUGUCCUUGCCCACGCGCUUCGCGGUCUUCUACGGCACGCGCGGCUGCCCGCACUGCGCCUUCCCGCACGUCUUCAGCUACUUCCUCAACAUGCACUGCUCCAUCCUCUUCCUCACCUGCAUCUGCGUGGACCGCUACCUGGCCAUCGUGCAGCCCGACGGCUCCCGCCGCUGGCGCCAGCCCGCCUGCGCCAGGCUCGUGUGCGCCCUUGUGUGGCUGUCCGCAGGCGCCGUGACCAUGUCCGUGCUGGGGGUGACGGCCGGGGGCCAGCCCUGCUGUCACGUCUUGGCGCUGACCGUCUUGGGGUUCCUGCUGCCGCUGCUGGUCAUCAGCGUGUUCACGGGCCGCAUCGUGUGCGCGCUGUCGCGGCCGGGCCUGCUGCGCCAGGGCCGCCAGCGCCGCGUGCGCGCCAUGCAGCUGCUGCUCACCGUGCUCGUCAUCUUCCUCGUCUGCUUCACACCCUUCCACGCCUGCCAGGUGGCCGUGGCGCUGUGGCCGGACGUGCCGCUCCACGCCAGCCUCGUGGUCUACCACGUGGCCGUGACCCUCAGCAGCCUCAACAGCUGCAUGGACCCCAUCGUCUACUGCUUCGUCACCAGCAGCUUCCAGGCCACCGUCCGGGGCCUCUUCCUCCAGCGUGGAGCAGCGUGUGAGCCCGGCGGCAGCCAUGCGGUCAGCAUGCACAAGAGCUCCAAGGCCUCAGGCCACCAGCAUGUCCUCAGCGCCAGCCCUCAUGCCCUCACGCAGGCCCUGACUAACGGGCCUGAGGCCUAGUCAGCAGGCUCUACAAGAGGCCAA
This is a messenger RNA of Ceratotherium simum simum (southern white rhinoceros), 1107 nucleotides long. Lineage: Eukaryota; Metazoa; Chordata; Mammalia; Perissodactyla; Rhinocerotidae. The record is from RefSeq and is a predicted model, not a curated record.